This is a messenger RNA of Coniophora puteana RWD-64-598 SS2, 989 nucleotides long. RefSeq lists its product as uncharacterized. The record is from RefSeq and is a predicted model, not a curated record. The coding region runs from base 226 to 819 and encodes 197 amino acids. The transcript is spliced from 5 exons. Lineage: Eukaryota; Fungi; Basidiomycota; Agaricomycetes; Boletales; Coniophoraceae.
GAGCAACUGCAACAAAUAUAGCCCGAGGUGCUGUCACACACCCGAAUCCUUUUGCGGGACGUGUUCCCCCGUCCUCGCGUCGGUGCUUCCGAUCGUCCUGCGAGCGAAUAAGAAAAAGGUUCUAGUGCCCCAUCAAGUAAUAUCCUUCUCCGGAAAACUCUUUCAACACUCUCCCUCACAACACUUUCAACAGUUCAGAGCCGCUUGCGCCUCGUAUUCUCAACAAUGUUGGCCAACGACUCGUUUAAUGUUGCUUCUACCUCUGUCUCGCUCACCGCCUUGCCCAAGGACACCACCGGACUUGAGCGCAUCAUGCUCGUUGCCCAGGGUGACCUCCAGAGACUCCUGAGCACGUUCUUCUCUCGCCCGAUAUUUAUCGAGUGCAUAUAUGCCCACACUGCUCCUCGCACCAAGCCCGCUUCCCCUGAAACCCCCGUCUCGCAGAUUCGCCAGGUCCACCUCGUCUGCUCAGGUCGCGUCGUCUGCAUCGCGACCUCAUCGGUCACCAUCACUUCCCCUGAGUUCGAGCGCCUGUUCCUGGAGGACAAAUACCCCAUUGGUCAAACGUUCCGCCGGGCUCAGCGCACGCCUCAAUUUAGCCUCCUCGACGUCCAGAGCCGUAUCGAGAACGGCAAGCGCGAGCUCCGCCGGACGUAUAAACUCGAGACCCCUGGAUUCGAGUGCGAGAUUCUCGAGGUGUUCCCCGACAGGACCAUGUUUGCCAUGGGCGAGGCCUGGCUUGAUGAGGAGCAGGUGGCUAACGUCGUUGCCCCUGGCCAGAACUGGGUCGUUCCUCAGGCUGAGACUACUGUUCAUUAAUCGUUAGGACUAUCAUAGACACAUCAUGGCAUUGUAUACGUAAUUGCAUUCUAUAUCCUUGAAUAACUUGUUUCUUUUCGCUUCUUAUGGUGUACUUCAGAAUGACCAGGGUGCCUCGAUAGGAUAAUUUACCUAACGGGGUAUCACUCUCUAUCAAACUUCAGACUUCA